CUUCUGUUUUCAUUAUUUGCUCCAAUUCAAAUUACACAUGCCUGUGUUGUUUACUUUAUUCAUCACAGAACCUUCUUUUGCUUAAUCAAUCUACUUUGAUUUACUUCUAAAAGAGAAAAAUCGAAACCGAAAACCAGAAAAAAAAAAGAAAAAAAAAACAUUUCGUUCUAUCAAUUUCGUUGUUUUCUUGUCUCUUGAUUUCAUUUUCUGCCAAUUUCAACUUCCUGUCGAUCGGUUUUACUUGAAAAGGGAAAACAAAAAGCAUACAUACUUUGUUUAGCUUCAUAUACAGACCGAUUGUGCUCCGGCGUUUUGUAGGCAAAGGAAUCUGGAGAGAGAAGGUAGAAGGUUUUGGAAGUGAAUGAAUGAGUGAGACAAUGUCUGCUUCCGACCGUUUCAUGGAUACUGUGUUUUCUUGGUCACUUGAAGACAUUUUCAAUGAGAAACUGUACAUAAACCAGGUGGAAAAGAUUCCUAAAUCAUUUGAUUCAGUUGGGCGUUAUUUUGGGUCCUAUUCAUUUCCCUUAUUAGAGGAAACUCGUGCACAUGUGCAGUCGAGUAUGGAAACUAUUGACAGAGCACCAUUUGCUAAAGUAAUUGCUUUUGAAGAAUCCGAGUCCAAUUUAGAUGAUACAAGGACAUAUAGUAUCAUGGUUGAUAAGUGGCAAAACAGGCAAAGAGAACGUGGAAAGGAACCAUACAAAACUUUGCCUGGGGAUCUUUUUGUCUUAGCAGAUGCGAAACCCGAAACUGAUUCUGAUUUACGACGGGCAGGGAGGUGGUGGACUUUUGUAUCAGUCACUAAGAUCACCGAAAAUAAAAUAGAAGAUGAUAUUAAUGAUGAGAAAAUAGAGACUGAAAUAAAAGAGUUUAAAGUCAAGGCAUCAAAAAGGAUUGAGGUCAAGGAUAACAUGAGCACUCCGCCAUCACUAUUUGUUGUUUUACUUGUGAAUUUGAUCACUAAUCGCAGAAUAUGGGAAGCAUUGCACAUGUUCAGAAAUCUGAAGAUUAUCAAGGAUGUUCUGUGCACUGAUUCUGUGGCUCAGAAAAACUACCCUCCCUCAUAUGAAAUGGAUGCUGACAUUCGGGAUAAGGUGAUAGUUGAGAGUUCAUCUUUUGGAUUGAAUGAGUCACAAACUGGGGCAGUUUUGGCCUGUCUUGAAAUGUUGUUUUGUGAUUCCAAGUCAACUUUGCAACUUAUAUGGGGUCCACCUGGGACAGGGAAAACUAAAUCCACCGCUACUCUGCUGUUGACCCUGUUAAGGAUGAAUUGUAGGACUCUUGCUUGUGCCCCAACAAAUUUUGCAGUAACUGAAGUAGCUUCCCAUCUUGUAGAGAUGGUGGCUAAAGCAGAUUCCAAUGAUUGGUUUUAUCCUCUGGGAAAAAUUCUUUUAUUUGGGAAUAAAGAGGGACUCAAAGUUGGUUCUGAUAUUGAAGAUAUAUAUUUGGAUCACCGUGUCGAAAGUCUUUUCGAGUGCCUGGGGCCGGUGACAGGUUGGAGUAGUUGCUCGUCUUCCAUGAUUAGGCUUCUUGAGGAUUGCGUUUCACAUUACCAUAUUUUCUUGAAAAAUGAGUUCGCCAACGAGAAAAAACAAAAUGGUGAUGGUGAAAUGAUAGAGAAAGGAUGUGGAAGAGAGACCGAAGUUAGCAAGGGCAAGUGCAAAUCAUUUCUUGAAUUUUUCAGAGAGAGAUUUGUGUCUACUGCAUUACCCUUAAAAUGUUGUAUUUCUACCUUCUGUACCCAUAUAAGCCAAGAUUACAUUUCGGCACGUAUUUUCCAUGACAUGAUUUCGCUUUUUGGGUUAGUUGAUUCCUUUAGAAUACUAUUGUUGCAAGGUAAUGUUGAUUCUGAAGCACUGGAAGAGCUUUUCUCUCGUUCAGAAGUUGAAGAUGUGCUCGAGCCAGUAGACAACAACACAUUUCAUCUGUGCAUGAAGAGAAGAGAGUGCCUUUCAGUUUUACGUACUCUUCAGAAAUCGAUUAGAAGACUUUACCUCCCAGAUGUUAGGAACAAAAAAUCUGUAAUGGAGUUUUGUUUUCAAAGAGCUUCCUUAAUAUUUUGCACUGCAUCUAGUUCGUUUAAGCUGCAUAGAGUGAAAUUGGAGCCACUGACCAUUGUUGUUAUUGAUGAGGCUGCACAACUGAAAGAGUGCGAGUCAACGAUACCCCUGCAACUUCCAGGUGUGAAGCAUGCCGUUCUUGUUGGUGAUAAGUGUCAGUUACCAGCUAUGGUGAAAAGCAAUGUGUCCUAUAAAGCUGGUUUUGGAAGAAGCUUGUUCGAGAGGUUGAGCUCAAUGGGUCACUCUAAACACCUUCUGAACACGCAAUACAGAAUGCAUCCUUCAAUAAGUUCCUUCCCAAAUUCAAGGUUCUACAAUAACCAGAUCCUGGACGCUCCAAAUGUUAAAAGAAGAAGCCAGAAACGCUAUCUUCCAGGGCCAAUGUUCGGUCCUUAUUCUUUUAUUAAUGUAAUUGAUGGAAGAGAGGAGAAGGACGAGGACGAACAUAGUCUAAAGAACAUGGUAGAGGUUGCAAUUGCUUUGAAAAUACUGCAGAAUUUGUACGAAAGAUGGGUUGUUUCAAAAGAGAAGCUCAGUAUUGGUGUAAUAUCUCCUUAUGCAGCUCAAGUAGCUGCAAUUCAGGAAAAACUUGGACAGAAGUACGAUAAGCGUGAUGGCUUUAAAGUGAAGGUGAAGACAGUUGAUGGGUUCCAGGGUGGUGAAGAGGACAUAAUCAUCAUGUCCACUGUGCGAUCCAAUCAACAUCACUCACUCGGUUUUAUAUCGGAACCACAAAGAGUUAAUGUUGCUCUCACUAGGGCUCGGCACUGCCUUUGGAUUUUGGGAAAUGAGAGAACUCUUUGUGGUAGCGAAUCUGUUUGGGAGGCUUUGGUGCUUGAUGCCAAGAGUCGGCAGUGUUUCUUUAAUGCUGAUGCAGACAAGGAUAUGGCCAAGGCCAUAUUAGAGGCGAAGAAAGCAUUUCACCAAUUUGAUGAUUUGCUUAAUGCUGACAGCUUACUUUUCCGAAGUUGUAGAUGGAAGGUACUUUUGAGUGGUAAUUUUCUGGAGUCGUUCAGAAAACUUAAGUCGAUUCAGUUGAAGAAGUCCGUGAUAAAUCUUCUACUGAAGCUUGCCGGUGGAUGGAGACCUAAAAAGAUAAAUGUCCAGACUAUUUCUGGCUCAUCAUCAUUCUUGAGGCAAUAUAAAGUUAGAGGUCUAUAUGUUGUUUGCGCAAUCGACAUUGCAAAGGAGUUGGAAUACACUCAAGUGUUAAGGAUUUGGGACAUAUUGCCUCUAGAGUACAUCCCAAAAUUGAUAAAUCGUUUGGAUAGGAUUUUCAAGAGAUAUACAGAUGACUUUAUCAAUCUCUGCAAUGAGAAAUGUCUUGAGGGUAACUUGGAAGUUCCAAAGUGCUGGCCGACCUCUUUGGAUGUGCCUCAGUUUAAGGAUCUUAGUGCCACUGAAAUCGAUAGUGAUUUUGUUAGUGAUGCUUCUGAUGGUAGAAGUUAUGUUGAGAAUUCACAGGUCAGCGAGAGUUUGUUGCUCAUGAAGUUUUACGCCUUGUCAUCUGGUGUAGUGAAUCACUUGCUGUCUGAUCGUGAGGGUAAAGAGUUGGAUCUUCCAUUUGAAGUAACUGACCAGGAAAUGGACAUUAUCCUUUAUCGUAAAAGUACCUUUAUAGUUGGACGAUCAGGAACAGGUAAGACAACUGUUUUAACCAUGAAAUUAUUUCAAAACGAACGAUGUCACCAUUUGGCACAUAAAGGAUGCGUUAGAAGUUCAAAUAGCAUGGUUGAGCCGAGUUCUUCGGCUACUCAGGAGAGAACUCUACACCAGCUGUUUGUUACCGUGAGUCCUCAGCUAUGUUUUGCCAUAAAACAACAUGUUCUACACUUGAAAAGAUUUGCAUGUGGUGGAAGUGAUUCAACGGAGAAAAUUUUGAUUGAUAUGGCUGAUUUUGAUGAGGAGGAAUUUCAAUUCAAGGACAUCAAGGAUUCGUUUCAGGAUAUUCCUCCCGAUUCUUACCCUCUUGUAAUAACAUUUCAUAAGUUCUUGAUGAUGCUGGAUGGAACACUGACUAACUCAUACUUUGAAAGAUUCCUUGAUGCAACAACGCUAACUCACGGUCAAUUGAGAAGCUCAAGAUCAGUUGCAUUGCAAACCUUCAUCAGGACAAAGGAGGUUAAUUAUGAGAGGUUCAGUUCAUCUUACUGGCCCCAUUUUAGUAUGCAGUUAACAAAGAAGCUUGAUGCUUCAAGAAUCUUUACGGAGAUUAUAUCUCAUAUUAAAGGUGGUUUAGCAGCCAUAGAAGCAGGUGAUGGCAAACUCAGUAGGGAGGAUUAUGUUCAACUGUCAGAUGGCCGGGAUUCCAAUUUAAGCAAGCAAAAGAGAGAAGUAAUAUACGAUAUAUUUCAGGCUUAUGAAAAAAUGAAGUUGAAGAAUGGUGAAUUUGAUUUGGCUGAUUUUGUCAUUGAUCUACACCAUCGGAUUAGGCACGAAAAAUUUGUGGGUGAUCAAAUGGAUUUUGUUUAUAUUGAUGAAGUUCAAGAUCUCACCAUUAGCCAAAUUGCGUUGUUUAAGCAUAUGUGCAACAAUGUCGAAGAGGGUUUUGUUUUUUCCGGUGAUACGGCACAGACCAUUGCCAGGGGAAUUGAUUUUAGGUUCCAAGAUAUAAGACAUCUGUUCUACAAGAAGUUUGUGUUGGAAUCAAGAGGCAAUAAGCAUCAGGAAAGAAAAGAAAAGGGACAAAUCUCAGAAACAUUUCACUUGACUCAAAACUUCCGUACGCAUGCUGGCGUUCUGAAAUUAUCACAGAGCAUUGUUGAACUACUUUAUUGUUUUUUCCCUCUAUAUAUUGACAUUUUAAGGCCUGAAACCAGUCUGAUAUAUGGGGAAGCUCCAGUACUGCUUGAAUCCGGAGAAGAUGAAAAUCCAAUCAUCAGAAUUUUUGGAAAUAGUGGAACUCAUAAUUCUAACAUAGUUGGCUUCGGAGCUGAGCAAGUUAUUUUGGUCCGUGAUGUUGGUGCUCAAAAAGAAAUUUUGAAAAUCGUUGGGAAGCAUGCUCUUGUCCUAACCAUAUUGGAAUGCAAGGGGCUUGAAUUCCAGGAUGUACUCUUGUACAACUUUUUUGGAUCAUCGCCCCUAAAAAUCAAUGGAGGGUGAUAUAUGAGUACAUGAAGGAGCAAGAUUUACUUGACUCUACAUUGCCACAACGAUUUCCAAGUUUCAGUGAAGCUAAACACAACAUCUUAUGCUCUGAACUGAAACAAUUAUAUGUUGCUGUUACUCGGACAAGACAAAGAU
Malus domestica (apple) is the source of this 5303-nucleotide messenger RNA. The record is from RefSeq and is a predicted model, not a curated record. Lineage: Eukaryota; Viridiplantae; Streptophyta; Magnoliopsida; Rosales; Rosaceae.